CAGAACGUAUCGCACAAACGCUUGACAUUAUUUUCUUCAGUCUUGAGUUCCAGGAUGAACAAGCCAAAGUACCGACAGUUAUUCUUUAUUUCCUGUAUUCUGGUUGUAGAUCAAAUUUGCUGUCUGAAACCUAGGAGCUGUACUUCAAAGAAUGCCUACGUUACCAUGGCAGUGGAUGACGUCACAGCUAUUGGUGCCAUGGUACUUCAACAAUCUUUAACCAAUACACAGACCAAUAACUGCAUUGUUGCCAUGGUUACAGACACAGUAUCUUGGUUGAUAAGAGAAAUGUUGGACGUCCGUUUUGAUAAAGUCGUUGAUAUAAAGCCAGUCAAAGUGAAGAAAGGCGACCAGCCUCCUUCGCCACUGUUCGGCAAACUCCGGGCCUGGUCGUUCAAAGAAUACGACAAAAUUGUCUACCUUCAUUCUGACACUAUUGUGUUGAGAAACGUGGACGAGUUGUUUCAGCACCCAGAGUUAUCGGCCGUGCCGGAAGCUACUUGGACUGACGUCUUCAACUCUGGCGUCAUGGUGAUCAAACCUUCCACUAAAACAUUCAAGGCGCUUAAGAACAUGGCCAAAGCAGAACAAAGUUACGAUGACACGGAUCAAGGCACGCUGAAUAUGUACUUCUCGGAAUGGCAUCGUCUGUCCUGUAUUUACAACGCUGCAGGCGACUCCCCAGAGACAGCUGUUGGAGCCUACCAUAGAUUCGGCCACAGAGUGAAGAUUGUACGCUUCAACACUGACAUGAAGCCAUGGCUGGUGUCCUUCAACCUGGAGGCAGAACAGACCGAGAUGUACGCUGGGGAGCUAGGUCUUAUCCCCGUACCCAGGCCCUUCUAUGAGAGAUGGUGGCAGGUGUUCAUGACAUCAAUCAGGCCUCAUCUUGACAAUAUUCUAAAGAAACACAACAUGGCGAUUGUUCAGGAUGGGCCUCGGAUAUUUUUAGGUGAUCCCUACACGGGACUUCAUGUUCAGGCGAACUUCUUCGUCCUGAACAACAGGUCGUACCCCAAGUUUCUCAAUGUCAAGGGGAAGGCGACCAACAACCAGUACUGUACCCAGUUAGACGUUUUCCUCUUGGACCAAAGCGCUCUCGAUGUCCGAGGAUAGUCGCAAUAAAUUUGUAUUUCGUUUCGUA
Messenger RNA from Haliotis rufescens (red abalone), 1144 nucleotides. Its product is annotated as glycogenin-1-like. The record is from RefSeq and is a predicted model, not a curated record. Gene Ontology annotation, molecular function: glycosyltransferase activity. Bases 55 to 1116 code for a protein of 353 amino acids. The transcript has 8 exons. Lineage: Eukaryota; Metazoa; Mollusca; Gastropoda; Lepetellida; Haliotidae.